Enhydra lutris kenyoni (northern sea otter) is the source of this 5937-nucleotide messenger RNA. RefSeq names its product RNA exonuclease 1 homolog. Bases 1336 to 5133 code for a protein of 1265 amino acids. Gene Ontology annotation, molecular function: nucleic acid binding; exonuclease activity. The transcript has 16 exons. Gene Ontology annotation, cellular component: nucleus. Lineage: Eukaryota; Metazoa; Chordata; Mammalia; Carnivora; Mustelidae. The record is from RefSeq and is a predicted model, not a curated record.
GCGGGGCUCGGCUCCCCGGCCCAGCCUAGACUCUGCCGCCGGCGCUCUCCCGGCGCCCGGUUCUCGGCCCAGGCCGCUCUCCGCACGCCGGUGGGCGUCGGUCGGCUCCCGAGCCGGGCCCGGGACCACCCACCGCCGGGCCGGGUGCACGGCGCGGGAUGUCGGCGAGCCUUCGCUUCCGGGAGCAGGCGGUUCAGCCGGCCAGGGGCAUGCCCUCCUGGAGCUGUCGCGGGUGUGCAGCUAACGCAGGCCGAACGCCGAGCGCGGCCGGCACCGGUCGGCGGGCCCUGGGUUCCUGCCUCUCCUCGCGCCCGGGCUCCCCCAGCGCCAGGGCCUUGCGGCCGCGCCGGUCUGUAGCCGCGCUGCUCUUCGCCUCCGCGCCUCCGGGAGCGGCCACUGCUGUCGCCAGUAGUGCCGUUAGGAGGGUCUUGGGAGUCCCUACUGUGUGUCCGGCGCGACUGGACGGGGAGUAAGUGAAAGCCCGAGGACUGGGACGGGACGGGGAGGAGGCUUCCAGGAAUUACCUGCUUUCGGUUGCGCGGAGCUGUCGGUGGACUGCACGUCGCACCGCGGUGAUUGUCCUUGUCGUGGCAGGGCUCGGUGAAAGCGGGGAGGACUCAGGCAGGCUUCUUGUAGGGCGGGUGGGGUUUGAGCUGAGACUGUAGGAACGGGGCGUCGCAGGGAAAGGCUCGGAGAAAGGAUGAAGUGCUGUCGUUGUUUCUGAGGGAAAUCCAGGCUCCCACCGGUGACCUCUGUCCUUCAGGACUGGCUCCCCCUUUCCGUCAGACCCCGACCUCCUCCUACCAUCCGUGUCAAGUUUCAUCUGUGUUUUUCACUGUGAGAAACGAUUGCUGUGGCACCUUCUUCGAACGAGGGGCGCACUGGCUGCAGUCAGAUUACAGGCCUAGUUUUCCACUUUGUCAGGAAAGGAAAAGUAGGAUUUUCUAAUUUGUCACGUAAGUUUGCUCCGCCCCCUGGCAGCUGCAGUGCUGCCGGCAGCCAGAUGCAAGCGCUCCUUGGUCCCUCACCUGUGCCGGGCACGGGGCGUGCAGAGCGGCGUGACCUUCGAGUGUGGCCGCCAGGAGCCUGCUGUUGAGGAGAAAACACACCCGUGCCCACUGGUACCGGGGAAUCCACUCCUGCUACUCCCGGCUCCAGCGGGGCCGGCGCACGGUGGGGGGAGCACGAAGGAGUUGGCGCCCAGCUCGGCCGGUGAGGGUCUUCGGUCCGUGUACUUACCUGUUGGCAUUGUGCGUAGCGCUUUGCAAAGAGUCCCCUGAUUUCUGGGUUCCUCACGGUUUACUAAGCGUUGGGAGAGGGCAGGACCACACCGCCAUGCCGCUGACUUUCGACCUGGCCCCAGGUCCUCGAGUUGCCUUCCAGCCGCCUGAACUCUGGGGUGUGAUUUCUCGCCUCAUGUGUUCUUCCCAUGAUGAGGAAACUGAGGCCCAGAGAUGGGGAGCCACUCUCCCGGUGAGCAUGGCUGGGCUCGGUUAUGAUCCGUACAACCCCGAGCUGCCCAAGCCCCCCGUGCAGAGGGAGAAUGGAGCACUGGGCCGGGGGGACGAGCCCCGCUCGGACAUCCUGGAACUGGAGCUGGUCAACCAGGCCAUCGAGGCUGUGCGCUCGGAGGUAGAGCUCGAGCAGCGGAGGUACCAAGAGCUCCUGGAGACGGCCCGCGAGCACAGCUCCGCCGAGGCCCCCGCCGUGGUGCCCCGUGGCCCUGCCACUUGCCCCACCGCCGGCCUGGACGAGGACGCCUUCCCACUGUCCUUUGAUUAUAACCCUGGUGGCCGCCCCAGCCUGUUAGGCCCUGAUGCCAGCUACCAGCCCAGUCCUCUGGCCGCUGCCACUGAGGCCGGUAGCAAGUACUCGCUGGUCUCUCCGGGUCGGGGGCAGGGCCGAGGUGGAGGGGGCGGUGGCACCCUGGAGUACGUCCCCAAGGCUGUGAGCCAGCCCCAGCGACACGGCCGCCCCGUGCCCAGCAGCAAGUACGUGCUGGACGACUCCAAGCCGUCCACGGACCUGGAGUAUGACCCACUGUCCAACUUCUCCGCCCGGCUGCUCAGCAGGGCCAGCUCCAAGGACGACAGGGCCCCCAAAAGGCCCAGGGGCUCCCGCGGCAGCGAGCCCUACACGCCUGCCCUCAAGAAGCCCUGCGACCCCUUUGCCGGCUGUGAUGCCAGGUUUUCAGACUCGGACGACGACGACGCCGCAACUCCGGCCGCUGUGCCUGUCACCACCAGCCCCUCGAGAGCUCAGGCGGGCCCUGAGAGCAAGGCCCCUGGGCUGUCAGGCUCCAGGGAGGGCCAGGACGCCGAGGAGGGCGGCCCGCGGGAGACCAAGGAGAUGGCGGUGCAGUAUGACGUGGAGGACCUCGGGCAGCCCCCCAAGGACCCUGGGGGGACGCCUGUGGCCAAGCCCAGCUCUCCGGCCAGGGCCUCCCAGGAGCCCAGUGGCUCCAAGCAGGGAAGACCCAAGAAGAAGAAGAGUGGGGCAGCGCCCGACCCCGGCCACAAGGACGGCGUCCAGAAGAAGGACAGGGGCAGAGACGGAGAGCGCGGGAGGCCGGCCGGGAAGCCCUGUGCAGACCGGAAGGGCCCACAGGCUGGCGGCCCCCGGCAUAGGACCGAGCCGCCCGAAGGGACCAAGAAAAAGCCAUCUUCAGCCACCCCGGUGGCCAGCUCAGGGAAAAGCCGGCCUGACCGUGGGGGUGUCCCCCAGCUGCCAAACAGGACUGGCGGGAAGACCGUGUCAGGCAAGCUGGCCGAGCGGAAGGCCCGCUCCCUGGACGAGGGGGCCCCCCGGGACGCCCCGAAGCUGCAGAAGCGGGCCCUGAGCCACGCAGACCUCUUCGGGGACGAGAGCGAGGAUGAGGGCCCUGGACCCGCGGCGCCCCCCGCCGCCCCGCCCCACCUCAGCUCCACCUCCGACUCGGACUCGGACUCGGACUCGGACUCCGACAGCAGCCUGGGCGGCUCGGCCGCUGGGGGCCCGCGCAAGCGCCUCAAGGCCCCCCCACCCACCAGGCCUGCCCCCGCCUCUCCCUCCUCGUGCUCCUCCUCGUCCUCGUCCUCCUCUGGGCCGGGCGGGGGUGUGGACUACUCCGCCCUGGAGAAGGAGGUCGACUUUGACUCGGACCCCAUGGAGGAGUGUCUGCGCAUCUUCAACGAGUCCACCAGCGUCAAGACGGAGGACAGGGGCCGGCUGGCCCGGCAGACUCCCACGGAAGAGAAGAUCGAAGACAAGGGGCAUUCGGGGCUGACCACUCUGUUCCCUGGGCAGAAGAGGAGAAUUUCUCAUCUCUCCAAGCAGGGCAAGGAGGCGGAGCCCGUGAGGAGAGGCCCAGCUCCCCCUGCCCGGCCUCCCACCGCCCAGGAGGUAUGCUAUCGGCGGGCCCAGCAGGCCCAGAGGGACUCCGCCAACUGGCUCCAGGCUACCCAGCAGCCAGCGGAGAAGCCCUCCUCCAUCCACAUCUCAGCCCCUGGCGAGAAGAGGAGGAUAGCGCAUGUCCCCAACCCCCGCCUGGCUGCCGCCCCCACAGGUGCCAAGAGGGCCCUCGCUGCCAGCAGCAGCCAGCCUCCCAAUGGCCCCGAGCCGGGCAGCCAGCCCCUGAAGGCGCGCACGUUGUCAGGCAUGGCAUCCAAGACCACCACCACCAUCACCCCCAAGCGCGUCGCCCACAGCCCAUCUUUACAGAGUUUAAAGAAGCCCAUUAUCCCGAAAGAGUUUGGGGGCAAAGUCCCCACGGUCAUCCGCCAACGGUAUCUCAACCUGUUCAUUGAAGAGUGCCUCAAGUUCUGCUCCUCGAACCAGGAAGCCAUAGAGAAGGCGCUGAGCGAGGAGAAGGCGGCCUACGACCGCAGCCCCAGCAAGACCAUCUACCUGAACGUGGCCGUGAAUGCGCUGAAGAAGCUGCGGGGCCUGGGCCCCAGCUCCGCGCCCCGGCUCACCAAAACCAUCGGCCGGAGGCUUGUGUCCCAUGAGAUGGUGCUGGGGGGCAAGUUGGCCACCAAGACCAGCUUCUCGCUCAGCCGCCCGAGCAGCCCCCGAGUGGAGGACCUGAAAGGGGCCGCCCUGUAUGGCCGCCUCAAGGAGUAUCUGCUCACCGAGGACCAGCUCAAAGAGAACGGCUACCCCUUCCCUCACCCCGAGCGGCCUGGGGGGGCUGUCAUCUUCACGGCCGAGGAGAAGAAGCCCAAGGACUCGUCCUGCCGGAUCUGCUGCCGGUGCGGCACCGAGUACCUUGUGUCUGCGUCUGGCCGCUGUGUGCGCGAGGAGGAGUGCUACUACCACUGGGGGCGGCUCCGCCGGAACCGGGUGGCCGGCGGCUGGGAGACCCAGUACACGUGCUGCUCAGCCGCCAUUGGCUCCACUGGCUGUCAGGUUGCCAAGCAACACGUGCAGGACGGCCGGAAGGAGAACCUCGAAGGCUUUGUCAAGACUUUCGAUAAAGAACUUUCGGAAGACGCUCACCCCGGGAUCUUCGCCCUCGACUGUGAAAUGUCCUACACCACGUACGGCCUGGAGCUGACGCGCGUCACGGUAGUGGACACGGACAUGCACGUGGUGUACGACACCUUUGUCAAGCCGGACAACGAGAUCGUGGACUACAACACCAGGUUUUCAGGGGUGACCGAGGCUGACCUUGCCGACACGAGCAUCUCGCUCCGGGACGUCCAGGCCGUCCUGCUGAGCAUGUUCAGUGCCGACACCGUCCUCAUCGGACACAGCCUGGAGAGCGACCUGCUGGCCCUGAAGGUACUGCUCGCCCCAGGCCACGCUCGCCAAGGGUCUGAGAGGAUGGCUGGGGCUGUCCUGGGCCCCGGGCGCUCAGCACGGUGGGGGGUGGCGGCUGGGUGGUCCCGUGGGGCCCCUUCCUGCUCGGGCCCCCGUGGUGUGUGCCCGGCCGCCUGCCCACAGGUCAUCCACAGCACUGUGGUGGACACAUCCGUGCUCUUCCCGCACCGCCUGGGCCUCCCGUACAAGCGCUCCCUGCGGAACCUCAUGGCCGACUACCUCAGACAGAUCAUCCAGGACAACGUGGACGGGCACAGCUCCAGCGAGGACGCCAGCGCCUGCAUGCACCUGGUCAUCUGGAAGACCCGAGAAGACGCCAAGACCAAGCGGUGACCGCUGCCACCCGCCCGCCUUCCCCGCGGCCCCGGCCCGGCCUCUGCCCCAGCCUCUUCCAAAACAGUGCAAUAAAUCUCGAGAGCUAACCCUGUCCACGUCGCCAAGACAUGGAAACAGAGAGAGCGGGAUGAGCUGGUGGCACGAGAGCCCCGCACGGAGACCACCUGGAGCCCUGUCCCCCACCCAGCCCCCUGCGCCGCCCCUGCCUUCUGUCCUCUGGAGACUGCUGCUGACUCCCGGAGGAGGCCGGACAGACGUUCCCCGCUCCCCCCGGCCCCCGGCCCGCUGCGUCCCUGGCAGCCAGGCCUCCUGGCUCUCCGGCCGGGCAGGCUUUUCGUGGGUGUGUUCAAGACAGGGGUUUUUUUUAUUUUGUAUUGUUAUUUUUAUUAUUUGUAAUUUAAACCUGGCGACUUGCACAGUUGUCUUUUCCCCACUCGGAGAAGCAAGACCCUGGUGCUGCCUUCCCUGUUGGGGGAGGGGGGAGAAGUUGGGGGGCCGGGGACCGAGAAGCUGGCACUUGGGCAGCCACCAGGACCAAGAGUCCAGCCUGGCCUGGGCCAGACGGGUGGGAACUGGACUCCGUGACCUCUGGGAACCAAGCCAGCCACCCCCCCCCCCGCCACUCCCCCCCAGGGCCUCACCUUCCGGACCCCUUCAGGGCGCCUCAGCCUCUGGACCCUGUCUUCCGGCCGGAGCCCCACCCUCCCCAGGGGCUGUCUGUAAAGGCCUGCAGCCUCCCCAGGGCCCUGAGUCCUUCCCCAACCCGAGGCAGGGACAGAAUAAAUGUUUAUAUGGAUUUUA